GUUACGCUGUUUCCAAUUCCAUACACUAUCAUCAAUGUUAACAAUAUGCAUUAGCACUUUCUGAAAGUACCAAGCAAGCAAGCAUCAAAUGUUGUUCUUCUCUUUCAAACUACUUCAUUAUUAGGGUUUCUUUCAUACACUCCAAUGGCGACCCAAUUGGUAGCACCAACCUCUUCACAAACCCAAACUGUUAACCAAUUCUUCAACAAAUUAGAAUCUCACAAAGCCGCCCUCACUAAAUGCACCGACCUAUUCACCACCCUCUCCAACCAUUUCUCCACCGCGCACGACUCUAUCUCCCACAAACUCCAAACCCUAGAUUCCAAAUUUCAAUCCCUCGAUUCCCGCUCCAAGGAAACCCUAGAAUCCCUCAGCAACCAGGAGGAUUCCAUCCCGGAGCGUGAAUCAUCCGCCGCUGCACGCAUUGAUGAGCAGAAGGAAGCCGCGCUUGAUGACCUUCGGAACUCCGUUCCUUUGUCGACGCUUAAUAUAUCUGAUGCGCUUAAAUCGUUGUCGAGGAAGAUGGACGCUAAUGCUUUGAUUCGGUUUGUGGUUGCGAAGAGGAAGGAGUCGGUGAUGUUGAGGCCGGAGAUUGCGGUGGCGAUAAAGGAGGCUGUGGAUGCGCCGAGAUUGGUUCUCGAUGCGGUGGAGGAGUAUUUGAAGAGUAAAACUGAGGCGAAGUCUGGUGUUACUGAUAAGAGAUGGGCUUGUGGGCUUUUGAUUCAGGGGUUGAUUUCGGAGUCGAGUGUGUAUUCGAGAAAGAUUGUGGAGAGGGCUGCGGGGCUUGUGGAUUUGUGGAAGGAACAGCUGGAUGGGGAGCAGGAGAAGGGUGCUGCGGAAAUGGUGAUGUUUUUGCAGAUUGUGGCGUGCUUUGGGUUAAGGUCGAAAUUCGAUGAUGAGUAUUUGAGGAAAUCUGUGAUGGAGUUUGCUUCAAGGAGGGAUAUGGCUAAGGUGGCUGCUUCCUUGGAAUUUGGUGACAAGAUGAUAGAUAUUAUAGAUGAACUAGUCAAAAAUGGCAAAGAGAUAGAAGCUGUUUAUUUUGCUUCAGAAUCUGGUUUGACUGAAAGAUUUCAACCAAUCAAGCUACUCGAGUCUUAUGUUCGGAACUACAAAAGUAAUGCAGCUAGUAUAUUGGCGAAUGGAAAUAACAGUCAGGCCGCAACAGAAGAGUCAACUACUUUGGAGUUGAAAUCGAUUAACGAUGUAAUCAAAUGUGUGGAAGAUCACAAACUUGAAUCAGAAUUCAGGCUUGAUGAAGUGAAAAAGCGAGCUUCCCAGUUGGAGAAGAGCAGGGCUGAGCGAAAAAAGACUUCAAUAUAUGGAAGUUCAAGAUCAUUUGCAAGUGGGAGUGGACUUGGAAGUGGAAGUAGAACUCGAAAGCGUGGCAGUCGAGGGAGUGGAUCAAGCUCUUCUCGUCCAGCCAAAUCAGUCAGAACUAGUGUUUACCCGUCAUCUUACAGUCGCAGGAACCUGGCUCCUAUACAUCCUAGUCCUAGUCCAAGAUAUUCAGCACCAUUACACUAUCCAAGCCAAGCUAUGUUGGAAAAUUCAACUGUUGCUAAUCAUUAUGCAGCAACCUAUGGAAACUCCAUCACUCAAAGCCCAGCUGGAUUAGGAAUAACACAACAACACUAUUCAUACCCUGUUGACAACAAUUUAGGUCCUUCUAAUUAUCUAUCCAGUAGUUCUUAUGCAGGACAGACCAGCUAUGGGGUAUAUGAUUAUGGAACCGCUGCUCCUCCACCAACUUAUCCAUACACAGUAGAUCAAACCGGCUACAGGGGUUGAGUUUUCUUUUUCUCCCUCAAUCAUUUGUUGCCUGAUGUCUUCUUUUUGAUGCUGCUGUCAUCUAAUUCAUUUCUUUCUGUGCAUGUCAAUAUUGGAAAUACAGUUUCCUAGGAACAUAUUUUGUCAAAAACAUAGAUCUAUGGUGCCAAUUCAAAGGGGGAUUACUGAUGAACUUUUAUGUAAUAGUUAACAUUAUAAUUAUAAUUGUAUUAGUUGAUCAUUUUAAAAAUGUACUGUACUGUCGUUGUUGCGUUAAACAAUUUUUUUUAAUUGU
Messenger RNA from Vicia villosa (hairy vetch), 2062 nucleotides. RefSeq names its product FRIGIDA-like protein 4a. The transcript is spliced from 3 exons. The record is from RefSeq and is a predicted model, not a curated record. Lineage: Eukaryota; Viridiplantae; Streptophyta; Magnoliopsida; Fabales; Fabaceae. The coding region runs from base 145 to 1788 and encodes 547 amino acids.